Messenger RNA from Chelonia mydas (Green sea turtle), 2667 nucleotides. RefSeq names its product OTU deubiquitinase 5 (gene OTUD5). Gene Ontology annotation, biological process: protein deubiquitination. The transcript is spliced from 9 exons. Gene Ontology annotation, molecular function: K63-linked deubiquitinase activity; cysteine-type deubiquitinase activity. The record is from RefSeq and is a predicted model, not a curated record. NCBI's taxonomy places the organism in Eukaryota, Metazoa, Chordata, Testudines, Cheloniidae. The coding region runs from base 238 to 1275 and encodes 345 amino acids.
CGGGGCGGCGGCUGCUGCUCGGGGCCCGGCCACAGCAAGCGGCGGCGCCAGGGCGGCCCCGGGCCCGGCUCCAGCCCCGAGCGCGACGAGGCCGGCGGCGGCGCCGGCUGCAACAGCGAGGACGAGUACGAGACGGCGGCGGCCCGCGGGGAGAGCCUGGACCCGGCCUCGGCGGAGCAGCAGGAGAACAGGUUUGAGAAGUCGCUGCGGGAGAAGAAAGGUUUCAUCAUCAAGCAAAUGAAGGAGGACGGGGCUUGUUUAUUCCGGGCUGUGGCUGACCAGGUGUACGGAGACCAGGACAUGCACGAAGUGGUCCGGAAGCACUGUAUGGACUACCUGAUGAAGAACGCCGAUUACUUCUCCAACUACGUGACUGAAGAUUUCACCACUUACAUCAACCGGAAGCGGAAAAACAAUUGCCAUGGCAACCACAUUGAGAUGCAGGCCAUGGCGGAGAUGUACAACCGGCCCGUGGAGGUGUACCAGUACGGCACAGAGCCCAUCAACACCUUCCACGGCAUCCAGCAGAACGAGGACGAGCCCAUCCGGGUCUCCUACCACCGCAGCAUCCACUACAACUCCGUGGUGAACCCCAACAAGGCCACCAUCGGCGUGGGGCUGGGGCUGCCCUCCUUCAAGCCAGGGUACGCGGAGCAGUCGCUGAUGAAAAGCGCCAUCAAGACGUCGGAGGAGUCGUGGAUCGAGCAGCAGAUGCUGGAGGACAAGAAGCGAGCGACCGACUGGGAGGCCACGAACGAGGCCAUCGAGGAGCAGGUGGCCCGAGAGUCCUACCUGCAGUGGCUGCGGGACCAGGAGAAACAAGCCAGACAGCCCCGGAAAGCCAGCGCGACCUGCAGCUCGGCCACGGCGGCCGCCACCAGCGGCCUGGAGGACUGGAGCAGCCGCUCCCCGCGUCACCGCAGCUCGGCCCCGUCCCCCGAGCACCCCGACCUGCACGGCGAGAUCACCGCCAUGAAACCGCCCUCCCCGGGCGCCGCCGCCGCCCUGGCGCUGCCGAAACCACCCUCGCCCUGCGCGCCAGGCACGAGCAGUCAGUUGUCGGCAGGAGGUGGCCGAGCGACCCCACCCUUAGUGUCCUUGUACCCGGCCCUGGAGUGCCGGGCCAUCAUGCAGCAGAUGUCUCCUACCGCGUUCGGUCUGACCGACUGGGACGAGGACGAGAUCCUGGCCUCGGUGCUGGCGGUCUCGCAGCAGGAAUACCUGGAGAGCAUGAAGGGAUCCCUGCACAGAGACAGCCCCGCCGACAAGAGUUGAUAAUGAAUUGAGACUGUCAGCCCCCCCCGGCCCCGCUCCCCCCCAGCACCCCCCCACCCCGCCACACCCCCCGCGCCCCCCGCGCCCGGACCUGAGGCCAGGGACCCUCCUCGGUGCAUGGCUGGAAGGAAACGGAAACAAAGAACCUGGGGAAAAAACCCAACCGGCCGCGUGUGGUGUCAUCCCUUCUGUCGCCAGCUGGGGACGCUGCCUCCCCCCCCGGCCUGGGGGGCUGCCGGACCCCCAGCAGCGCUGGAGAGGAGCGAGGGAGCCCCGGAGCAGCCUCGGAAAAUACCCACCAUCCUUUGCUGCAGGCCCUCCCGGCUGGCGGGAAAUGUGGGGGACGCAUCGUCUCCCCGCCCCCAACGCUCUGGGUCUGGGGGGGCGGACGCUGCAGAUGGAGCCAGUUUCAGGGUGGAUUUGGGGGGGGGUCUGCAAAGGGGGAUCAGGAGGGGGCUGCCCCCUCCCACUGGUGUUGGGGGUCACCAAGAUGGGAGCCCCGCACCUCUCACCCUGGGAGGCAGCAGCUCAGAGUGCCCAGCUGGGGCCUGCUAGCAUGUAUUGAAAGGGGGAGCAUGCCCCGGCCCCCCGUACACACCCCAAUCUUUCCCCAGAGUCCUGACCCUGACCCCCCCCCCACCGGCCCCCCAGCUGCACGCACCCUAGGGGUCCAGGCUCCCCGGGGACACCAAUCCACCCCCCUCCCUGUGGGAGCUACUGGUGCAGCCAGGCCCCAAUCUUUCUGGGGGGCUGUGAGCUCAUGGGGCUGGUGCCCCUCGUGCGUGACCCCUCUGAGCUGCCCCUGCACUAGAGCCGGUUCGACCAGCUGUGAAAAGACCCUCUGGGGCUCCCCCCCGAUCCAUCCAGUGACCCCCCCGGCAGCAUCCACCUGCCCCCCAAAGGGCCGGGCGUGGGGGACGAACUCCUGCAGCGGGUUACGCUGGCCCUGGCCGCUGCCUCCGGGAAGGCGAAGCCGGGGGGGCCGAGCGGCUGGCUGAGAAUUGAGAGGCCCCCAAGUGAUGCCCCACGCCGGGGUCUGAUAAAAACCGGGGGGGCUAAGACCCUUCAGAACAGCGAGAGCCGGGGGAGGGGCAAGCGGGGGGAGGCCCUGCAGACUGGGGGGGCCCAGAGCUGCUACGGGGGGGUCAUGGUGCCUCCCCGACCCCCCUGCCUGAGAUGGGGGCCCCGACCGGCCAGGACCUGCCCAGAUCCACUCCCCCACCACGAGCGAGGCCCCCCCAGCCCAGGUGCUGCUCACACCACACACAGGAUCGGGGCCCUGUCGAGCCUGGCAUGGCCCCCCCUCCCCACCUCCCGGGGCACAGAUGCCGCGAGAGACGGUCCCGGCCCCCCCAGAACAGCUUCCGACUUAAAGAAAUUGAAUUGAUUGUU